GUGUGGAGGAUCAUCAGACUCACAUGGUUUAGAGCGAGGGUUCGGCAGGACAGUGUUCAGAGGAGGACAGAACAGAGGAGUGCCUUGAACACUAAAACUACACAACCCUGUUUGUGGUCUAGGUAGGUGGGCACAGGAACUAUGGAAAACAGCAAGACAGAAGAACAAAACCAGGAAAUGGAAGAGGCCAACCUAGAGAUUUUUCAGCUGCAGUCCUUGGUGGCAGAGCUGCGUACGUUGCUACAGGGGGUGUUACAGGACAUGGCUGCGCUGCAGCAGAGGGACAGCAGUCUGGAAGAGAGGGCUCAGGCACACCAGAGAGACCUGGAUGAUAGGAUCAUGGGUAUCAGGAACUCGCUCAACACGUUUAAGGAAGACCUGAGCAGUGCUCUAACCCAGAUCAAAGAGGUUAGCAGCAGACAGAAAGAGCUACAGGAUGGCCUGGAGUUCCUCCAAUCAGAGAACAGCAGAGAGAUCCGGCCCGUUCAACAGAGAAAAAGCUCCAAAGGGGACUGCCAUGGGGAGGGGCAUGAGUGUUUCUCCAACCAGACAGAGCUCAACGUCAUCCAGCAUUACUUCGCCAGCCUGCCCAGCAUCUCUCCACACAGGAGCAUAGCCUCGACACAGACCUCUAACUCAGAGCAGGAGGCAGCCAGUGGCCUGCCCCAGAUGGGUCAGUCUAUGUCUCCAGUGUGGACAGAAUCGAAAGAGAGCCGGAACGACACGGAUGCACAGAGUGCCUCAGAAAACAAUAAGAGGCAGAUGGCUGCCCUGGAGCUGUUGGAGUCAGAGAGGGUGUAUGUGUCGUACCUGUCUCUCCUGCUGAAAGCCAACAUCACCUUCAACACCACAGAGGACCUCCACACCAAAGACAAACGGCCAUUCCCUAGUUCUCUACGUUUCCUCAUCCAGCAACACCUGGAGCUGCUUCACACCCUGCAGGAGAGGGUGCUCAAGCGCCAGUGGCAGGGCAUCAUGGGAGAUGUAUUCAUGAGGCUCACCAGCAAAGAGAGUGAUUUCCUGGACUUCUAUGUGUCGUAUCUGAAGGAGCUGCCUGAAUGUCUGUCUGUGGUCAACAUGUUGACCACCACAUCACUAAAAGCAGCCGGCCUGUUUGAGGGUGACAUCAACGGGGACGAGACGACACGCCCCUCUCUCCACACUCUGCUUCUCCAGCCAGUGCAAAGGAUCCCUAUGUACCUUCAGCUGCUGCAGACUCUGUUGAAGCAGACGGAUGCAGAGCACCCUGACUACUACCUGCUGCUGGUGUGUAUCCAGCAGGUCAGAGCCUUCACCACCCAGUACGCCCAACUACUGCAGCACAACAAAGAGCUGCUUCUGCACAACCGCAAAGAGCUCAAGAGGUCAGCUUCUGAUCCAGGCUCAGAUUUGGUGUUUUGGUCAACUAUGAAGCAGUUCUUCAAAAAUGUGGACUGUGGUAACGUUAUGCAAGCCAAUGAGAUGGGCUCCCCUUACCCCACCAGCAAUGCAAUACUCCUCUCCCUCUCCCCUCACAGAGAGCAUGGCAACCAGGUGAAACGCAGCAAGCAGAGGCACCUGGAGCAGAUCCAGUCUAGACGCUUCCUGGACUGGGAGAGCGAGGCUCACCACUCCGACUCCCCCAUCCCAUUUUUCUCCCCUGACACCAACCCUCGCCUCAAACCCCCAGGCCUGCAAAGUAUCCCUGAGAUGGGGUCAUCAGAGCAGCUGCCCGGCAAACGGCUGACCCCGGGCUCAACCCUGUCCGAUGCUCAAGGUGAGUUCCUUCGCCCUGGGGACCCUCCAGGCUUGGAGGGGCUGUAUGAGGAUGCGGACUCGUCCCUCCACAACGUGUCCCUGUUCGACCACUACUCCAGUGCUUCGUCCGACUCUAGUAUCGACAUCGCCUUUGUGCGCUGCCCUAAGAGCCAUCAGGCUGUUCGUGAGGUCUACAACAGAGGGGGCAGCCGGGGGAGCAGGUACAAGCUGCCUGGCCGGGGUUGCGUGUUGCCAGACGAGGCCCAAAUGAUACAAGCUCACCACCACCGCCCCCUGCAGGCCGCUCAGUGUAAGAGCAAAUCCCUGAACGGGUUGCAGCUGGACAGCACUGUGAGUGGGGACAGUGGCCCCGGACAUCUGUCUGACCACUUGAGGGACCACCAACAUGCCAAGCUAGAGAGGCAGUCCAGUAAUAAAUAUCACCCACGCAGCAGCAAGGGCCAGAGCAGCAACAACAGCCCCAUCAGCCCCCCGCAGCACAAAGCAGAGCCAGAAAGACAGAGAGCAGCCACUGACAAGGAGCUGCAUAACAACAACCACAACAAGGACUCUGGGAGCCCACCCUGGGGGGAGGAGCCAAGAUGGAAGGCUGAAGCGAAUUACCACACCCCCUUCAGUGAGAGGAGCCGGAAACAGGAGAAGGGAGGCUUCCGUAGCUCCUUUAAGAAACUCUUCAAGAAAAAGUCAGGGGGAGGAGAGAAAGACAAGGACAAAGAGAAGACAGACAGCCAGAACUCUAGUGAUCACGAGGCAGGCAAGACCCCAAGAGUCACCCACCUAGGCAUCGAACGUGGGACUGCCGUGUGAAGUGUGACUAGAGCGUCACCAGCAGAGAAACACAUUGCUCUGAGAAAGGCUUCAAAUAGGUGCCAGUGAAAUUCUAGGGGUAUAUAGAGUGUACAAAGCAUUAGGAACACCUGCUCUUUCCAUGACAGACUGAGCAGGUGAUGGCUAUGAUCCCUUAUUG
This is a messenger RNA of Oncorhynchus tshawytscha (Chinook salmon), 2725 nucleotides long. Its product is annotated as rho guanine nucleotide exchange factor 33. NCBI's taxonomy places the organism in Eukaryota, Metazoa, Chordata, Actinopteri, Salmoniformes, Salmonidae. The record is from RefSeq and is a predicted model, not a curated record. Bases 142 to 2565 code for a protein of 807 amino acids. The transcript is spliced from 15 exons. Gene Ontology annotation, molecular function: guanyl-nucleotide exchange factor activity.